Molecule: messenger RNA, 1209 nt
Organism: Aspergillus puulaauensis
Lineage: Eukaryota; Fungi; Ascomycota; Eurotiomycetes; Eurotiales; Aspergillaceae
Exons: 2
Coding region: 1-1209 (402 amino acids)
Source: RefSeq, a predicted model, not a curated record
AUGGUUGAAACUCGCUCGGCCCUGAAGAGGAAGGCCAUGGAGGUAUUGCACCCCGUCCCCCUCGAGCCGGCUACAAGCCACUAUUGGAAGACCCAGAAAGAAAUGGAGACCGAGAUAGAAUUCCGUAGUAAGUACGGCGGGGGCUUCAUCCAACGACCCGACUACCACCGCCUGCUGGGAGGGGUGACCCAGCUCAUCAGAGAAGGCGCCGCCGAAUGGGCAUUUGACUCGGACGGCUUGCGUAGCUUUUACUGGGAGAUGUUCACCUAUUCUCGCUAUUGGUGUUCUCAAUAUUCGAUCUCUGACAUCGAUGUCUUGUCUGACGACCAGAUCCGGCGUCUGAUUUCCAGCGUUGACGGCUUCUGUGUGCAGAUGGACUGGGCUCGGUUGCGUCCUAUCCUCCCUCCCACUGCAGCCGAACGGUUUGGCGAGGUCCUAGGCGAGCUGCUAAUCUAUCUUACUGUGCAUGAGCGCCUGUUCGAGAACCCCUUUUGGUAUUUCGAUGGCAAGGUGGCGCCGGAUGACCCAGACGAGGACCCAAAAUUCGGAAGCAAGCUCAAGCAUCUCUUUGACGAGUUCUACAAGACAAACCCUACCUACGGCGUCCUGUGGAAGAUGCAAACGCAGCGCCUCGCAAACUCCAACAACCGCCACUAUGGCCCCAACCCCGAAUACGGGCAAUACAACGCAGAACGGCACGAGGCGGCUUUGGCUGGAUUCGCGGAUGACCUGCUGGCCAGCGAGCCUUUUUGCUGGUUGCUGAAAGAGCUGGACACCUCGGAGCUCGUCAGUAAGAGACGCGAUGACCUUAUCGACAUCUUCCGCAAGGCAGUCCGGGCCAUGAUCAAGUGCGAAACCUGGAUCAAUGGCCAACCUGUUCUGCGAGGGAUCAAGGAGCUGGGUGGCAUCUUCCAUGACCGUUCGAAGUUGGUUGGUCUUCACCCUUACUGCUGGAGGCCGAGGAUGGACUUCUGGAAGGGCCGCAAAAUCCUCGUUGUUUCGCGCCCAGGACUUGUGUAUGUGGAUAGUAUCAAUGGCUAUUCUCCGGACACGUCGCCCAGGGCAAGGGAGAUCAUAGGGGCCGAGGUCCUACCGAUGUACAUAUUGGGGGAUGACGCCGAAACCCAAAACAAGAUGGAGGAGGACACUGAAGUCGAGGACAAACAAGAUGAAGAUGACGAGGAAUAUGUACAGGGAAGAAGCGACUGA